Messenger RNA from Opisthorchis viverrini, 1698 nucleotides. RefSeq lists its product as hypothetical. NCBI's taxonomy places the organism in Eukaryota, Metazoa, Platyhelminthes, Trematoda, Opisthorchiida, Opisthorchiidae. Gene Ontology annotation, biological process: L-tyrosine biosynthetic process. Gene Ontology annotation, molecular function: iron ion binding; phenylalanine 4-monooxygenase activity. The record is from RefSeq and is a predicted model, not a curated record. The transcript is spliced from 10 exons. The coding region runs from base 1 to 1698 and encodes 565 amino acids.
AUGUAUUCCGGAAAGGAUGCAGGGGUAAACUUAGUUCAUAUCGAAUCAAGGCCCUCAAAACAAAGAAAAAAGUUCUACGACUUUUUGGUCAUUACAGAGAAAGGAUCCGGCAAUGUUGAAGAAGCCACGAAUAAUCUGAAGAAGAUCGGAGUUAUGGUGAUUGUUUUGGGGCCACGUGCUGACGUUGGACAUCCAGCAGAACUGUCGGAAAUACCGUGGUUUCCAAGAUCUAUCAAGGAACUAGACAAAUUCGCCAACCGUAUCCUGAAUUACGGUGCCGAGUUGGACGCAGAUCAUCCAGGAUUUAAGGAUCCUGAAUAUCGUGCUCGUCGAAAACAGUGCGCGGAUAUUGCAAUUAACUAUCGCCAUGGUCAACCAAUUCCCCACAUCGAGUACACACCAGAAGAAAUAGAAACUUGGGGCAAGAUGUUUGACAAACUGACCGAGUUAUAUCCAACACACGCAUGCCGCGAAUACAAUCAUGUUUUUCCUCUGCUUGUGGAAAACUGUGGAUACCGCCGGGACAACAUUCCCCAACUUGAUGUCGUCUCCGACUACUUGAAAAGUUGCACUGGUUUUACUCUACGUCCAGUGGCUGGUCUCUUGUCGUCACGCGACUUCCUCGCAGGACUGGCUUUUCGCGUGUUUCAUUCAACGCAGUACAUCCGCCAUUCUUCACUUCCCUUAUACACUCCAGAGCCCGAUGUGUGUCACGAAUUAAUGGGUCACGUUCCUUUGUUCGCCGACCAGGAAUUUGCACAGUUCUCACAAGAAAUAGGCCUUGCUUCACUGGGUGCUAGUGACGAAGAUAUUAUAAAAUUAGCGUCGUGCUACUGGUUUACCGUGGAAUUCGGAAUAUGUAAGGAGGCCGGAGGACUUCGAGCUUAUGGUGCUGGGUUGCUAAGCUCCUAUGGAGAACUGAAGUACUGCCUUUCGGAUGAGCCUACACGCGUCCCAUUUGAACCGACCGAAGCCGCCUCUCAGUCCUACCCGAUCACCGAAUAUCAACCAAAGUAUUUUGUGGCGGAGAAUUUCGCAAGUGCAAAAGCAAAAUUCAGGAACUUUGCCCAAUCAAUCAAAAGACCGUUCUCCGUACGUUACGACCCGUACACCCAAUCCGUUGAGGUGGUCAAUUCUAUUCAAAACGUUCAGAAAAUUGUCAAGAAUCUGCAGGCGGAGAUCUCCGUCGUGCAGGAGGCAUUAAGCAAACUGCAAAGCUGGCGAUCACACCAGCCGCCAUUGUUCGCUAAUAUUGUCUCAUCAAAGUUUAGGAAUGUAAGGGCUCUGUGUACAGAAAAGGCUGAUCGGACAGGAGCCCAAAUUGAGUUAAAGAACAAACUUCGGCGCAGUGGAUAUCCAGCCAGCUUGAUUAGGCAUCAAUUGCGGAGGGUGUUAGUACCGGUAGCGAAACCCAACAGGGAAUGGAUCGGGACAGCUGUUAUUUCAUAUAAACCAGGAACAUCGGAGCUUUCCAGAGGGCGAAAACUGGUGCAAUUGAAGGAUGGCCUCCCGACAAACAGAACCAGGGACUGUGUCAAUAUAACGAAGUGUAGUGACUGCAACAAGGUCUAUAUAGGACAGACGGCCAAGGAACUGCACAUCAGAUUCGGAGAGCCUAGUAGAAAAAUAAACCGGCAGCCGAGAAACGCAGAUGAAUGUCAAGUGUUACUGAAAGACUCGGCUAUUGCGGAACGCUAA